This is a messenger RNA of Brugia malayi, 744 nucleotides long. RefSeq lists its product as uncharacterized. The coding region runs from base 1 to 744 and encodes 247 amino acids. Gene Ontology annotation, molecular function: protein binding. The transcript has 6 exons. Gene Ontology annotation, cellular component: mitochondrial intermembrane space. The record is from RefSeq and is a predicted model, not a curated record. Lineage: Eukaryota; Metazoa; Nematoda; Chromadorea; Rhabditida; Onchocercidae.
AUGUUUGAGGGAGAUGUAAGCGAAGAGGAUUUUGAAAGAGAGCAGGCAGAACGUCGAGAAUAUGUCAAAAAUAUCGGUAUCGAAUACAGAUUUGGAUGCUACGAGGAAAAGCGGCCUGAAAUGUGUCAGUUGUUGGGGGAAUACAUGGAAGCUAUCGAACAAAAUUUCAAAGUUGCAUAUAACGUAUUUAAGACGAAUUGCCAAGAAAAGGGAUUUCCGAGAAGUUGUUUUAAGUAUGCUAUGUAUCUUCUAGCUGGAAGAGAGUGUGAACGUAGCCAAAAAAUGAUGAUCGAACCGCUGGAGAAAUCAUGUGAAGCUAAUAUGCCAGAAGGAUGUCGUUUUUUAUCAUUAGUUUAUUGGAAUGGUGAAAAAGAUAGAAAGCCCAAUUCUGAACUGGCUGAGAAAUAUAUGAAAAAAGCGUGUGAGCUGGAAGAUAUGAAAGCAUGUUGGUUGUUAAGUACUUGGUAUAUUGGACAUGAUGCUGAAUUCGUUACUUUGGAUGCAAAAAAGGCUAAGCAUAGUUCACACCUGGGAGAACUUCCACGAAAUAUCGAUUUAGCUAUCAAAUAUGGUAUCCGUGCUUGUAAUUUUGGUUGCUUCCAAUCGUGUGGAAAUGUUUCCAGGUUAUAUGGCCUAGGUGAUGGAGUUGAGUAUGAUCCAGUUAAAGCGAAAUUUUACUUGAAUAAAGCAAAAGAAGCUUAUAAACGUGCCCUGUCAGGUGAUAAAGUGAAUUUCACUGGUUAA